Molecule: messenger RNA, 342 nt
Organism: Diversispora eburnea
Lineage: Eukaryota; Fungi; Glomeromycota; Glomeromycetes; Diversisporales; Diversisporaceae
Source: the annotation of a GenBank genome assembly
AUGCCUUCAAUAUUAAUUGGAGGUACUUUGACCGUAUUGGUGUAUAGCGAACCUGUGAGUGUUGAAGCUAUGCAGAAUGAAUUGGAACGAGCGGUGAAAACCGGUCAUUUUCUCAGCGAAUAUAAUAACGGGUUAGUGGUUUUCAAACCAAAUUCAGUGUGGAGGGUGGUUAAAAAUCGAUCUACUGGCAGACGAUAUAUGAGGGCCGUGGGAGCUGAAUUACGUGCAAUUGGGAGACGAAUAGAAUGUUUUGAUGAGAGAGUAACAUCUGAAAAACAAGCAUAUAUAAACUUUCUUAUUAGAGAGGCGAAAGGCAUAACUGAUGUAUGGGCCGACCAUUAA